AUGCUCUUGAACAUACUCCAACGGGACGAGGCUAGGCAUGGUAUCGGGAGUAAAGUAACAUAGAUACGACGUAGAACAGAUCGGUAAAAAAAAGCCAAAAGAUGUCUCGGGGAUUUUGCAUAUUGUCAUCGUUGCAGCCUAGGAGUGAUGAUUGUGAUCGAUGUACUACUACUUCACUUCCUGCCUGGCUUCUACUUGAAUUGAAUGCCUGUAACAUCAGGCACCAAAUAUGAUGCACCGUCACGUGCCAUGGCGGGACUCACGCGUUUGCCGAUGUUUUGAUGCCUCGACUCCCGACGACAGGCGAUCUCAGCUCACCAGUCGACCAUCAACUCCCGCCACCACUUCACCUUUAUUCGAUGUCCCUAUCGUUGUCUCUCGCUAUAAUUUAGGUCGGGCCUUCUUGCCCUUUGAUCAAUUCCGCCCGAUUUAUAGUACCCAGUGAACCCGCCGUGCGAUCGCUUUGUUUACAUCACCAUGGCCGCGGCAGGCGCGAGGGCGCAGAAGCCUGUAGGCUCUGCAGCGUGGAUCUCAACCGAAAAGGAAAACUUCAUGCAGCUGGUGGAUCAGGAGAUGGAAGAAGUCGAAUACCCAGUGCGCCAUGAGAUGGAUUGGUUGAAUGAACAUAUGGCCGAGGUCUUCUCGAACAAUCAACCCAAUUUUGCAGAUGUCUUCAAGACUCCCGGAAAGUUGCGAGGCAAAACGCCUCGCACAGUUCGAAAGCGGGAUGCGAACGAGCCCCGAGUGCCCCUGAGCGAGAUUUUUUCAUCAGCGCAUAACAACGGCAAGGCAGAGAAUAAACUUGCCGCUAGCCCGGCAAUUCAGCGCUCACCAACCAAGACCCCCGCCCCUGCGACCGCAGCUCCAGCCACUACGACGGAAACCAAGAAGACCGCGGAGCCCACGACCCAACCGCAGUACCCGGAUUUGAGCCAGAACCUCAACUCCUUCCCCCAAUACAACACGGAUUCGGGCUACCAUGGCAUGCCGGAAGAGGAAGAAGAGGAGGUGGAUGAUGAUGUUGUCCUUACGCAAGUACAGACGGAGUCCCAGCCCUCCACUCAGCCCAUGGAUCAAGAGCCUGUCGCCGCCGAAGAGCAAACAAAUCAACCGCCAGAAGACCGUCGUACUACAGGGUCAUCAUUUCACUCGGCUCAGGAAGAUGUGCGCCCGCGCGAAGAAACUAUGGAGCCUGUCAUUAUUGAAUCGUCGCCCAAGCAGAAUGUUGGGACUAGUUCUCCAAAGAAGCAGCCAGUGACGAAUGAAUCAGAACCAGUUUCACAUGCAGAACCAGAAAUUGAAGACAAACCAAUGCCGGACCUGGUCCCCGCGCAAGAGCAGGAAUCAGAAUCAGAAUCAGAACCAGAACCGGAGCGUGAAGACAAGCCUGGGCUGGAACCUGAGCACGCACCCGAACCAGAACCCGAGACCGAGCAAGAACACGAGCCCGAACCAGUGCCUCAAUUUACACCCAGGCGUGAAUCCAAGCCCAAGGAGCAAUUUGCGCCAGAACCACAGCCACAGCCACAGUCACAGCCCAAGCCGUCCAAAGAAGUGGAAUCGGCUUCGCCAUUGAAGACCCCAGCCGCACAGUCCCCCGAACCUCGCAAGGAAGACAAAGACAAUGGAAAAGACGACAUGGCACUUGACAGUCUUGAUGACAUUGGCUCACCUUCGGAAGGCUCGCCCGCACGCCCUCUGAUUCGCAAGAGCAGUCUGAGUUUUGCAUCGCUCCCGGCUCGGGAGCCGCUGAUGAAGAAGAGCCUGGGCGGCUCGAGAAUUUCUCGUACAAGCCAUCUUGAUUUUGGUAAGCUAAGUAACACCACGGGAGGCUACCUGGGCAGGCAGACUGGAGGACACAGAACAACCCAGCAUGCUCUGGAGGACAGCACCGUUCAUGGUGACAAAAUGGAUGUCGAUGAUAAGAAAGAUGGAUCCGAUGAAGAAUCAGAUGCGGAUGCCAGAGCCAGCAAGCUCCAAACCAAGUCAUCUACCCAGCUCCUCCACGAGAAGAUUAGCAUGCUUGGAAAACUUCAGCCUUCGCGACCUACAAAAUCUAUUCCUUCGGUCUCUGGCUUGUCGUCCGCACAAGUGACAUAUCCCGAACUUCCCACUACCAAAUCCGAUGCCAAACAGGAAACAUCCAGCCAGAAACCCCGUGAUACCCCAGCCCCCGAACCCUCUGCUACGGAUGAUGAUUGGAUCAAGCCAUUAAAUUCGCCCUACCGGCCAGAUACGCGUGCUAGUCAGAAAGCUGAUAGCAUGAGCAAACAUUCAAGUGCUCGGAUGGCCCCAGCUGCGGAUGAAAAUCGUCAUUCCGUUGAUCGAGAAGCAGACGCUCAUGUCUCAGAGGCACCGAGGGCCAGCUCGAAACGCACUUCGGAUGCAGCUCGUGGCAAGUCGUCAACGCCAAUGUACUCAUCACCGCAGCGGCCUGGCCACCAGAAGAGUACAUCCGCAAAUAUUGACCAUCAGAUGUCGACGACUCCAGUUGGCUCGCCCGCCGAGCGCUAUGAUGGCCCAUUAAGUGCUUCUAAAUCGAGGUUACAGUCUAUCGUGCAAUCCGCCAAGGGGCUUUUUACGAACACCGGUGGUGUUGCGGCUGCCGCCAGAAUGGAAGCCGCCUCUCCGGACGCACCGAGGUUAAGGCAUAAAGGACGUUUGGACACAGAUCGCAUGGCGGGAAGCCAGCGGCCGCAGUCUACACAACCCCCGAGUCCUCCGCGCCAAGAAGGUCGCAGGACACGGAGCUCCACGGAGAGGGAGGAGAAGCGUAGGCAGAAAGAACUUGAGGAACGCCAGAGGGAAGAGGAACAAACAGAAAGAGUCCGACAGCAGGAGAAACAGAGAGCCAUGAAACUCAGGGCGACCCAGGAGAAGUCGAGUGCUGAUUAUGAAGCUCGUGCAUCAGCUGCCGAGCCAGCAGCCGCACCAAUCACGCAAAAGGUGUCCCAGUUACAGAAACCAUCCAAGGAAAUAGAGUCCACAGAACCCGGCCCCAAACUUGCCGCUCAAAUCCCCGCCUCGCAGCAGCAGGCGUCAAAGCAGACUGAUCGUCGCCCCCUCAAACCCGCCCGUGAGCUCCAGAAACCGAAACCUCAGCCUGUAUCCAUCCGCGUGGGAAGUGCACUUUCUCGGCAAAUCCCACUGGCGUCGCAAGUCUCUUCGAACCCCCGAGAAUCUAGCGUCCCUGCACCAACACCAGCCUCGGCGUCGAAACAGCCGACUCUCAAGAAGAAGGCAAGCAACUCUUCACUGCACACGGCCUCUUCGAACAGUAGCUUCAAGAGCUCUAUCUCUAGUCAGAGCCAGAGGAAAGCACAACUUGCAAGCGAGAGGAAGAGGGAGCAGGAGGAGCGCGAAGCCAGGCGUCGGGAGGAACAGAGGCGUGAGUUGGAGCGGAAGCGCGCAGCUCAGCAGCAGGAAGAAACUCGUCGCCAGGAAAUGCGCAGUCGGGCAGAGGCUGAGCGACGAGAGCGUCUUGCUGCUGAGGAUCCCAAGAAGGCUGCCCACAUGCAGGCCAUCGAGAAACGCCGGUUGGAGAACCAACGCCGACUAGAACGCCAAGGAAGCCAACAGCCUGAAGCCUCCCAACGCAGCGAGCUCGGAUCAGCUCGACCAGCCUCGCGACUGGGUUCCAUCCAGCCGUUCAACCGGUCAAUUAAUCAGCCCCAGCCUAAUCCCGCCAAACCGCCGAAGCGGGGGCUCGACGACGAGACCAGCCACCGUCCGACAGCACCAAAGACCGCCACCAUGCAGCCGUCGGGCGAGUCCAAGCGCAGGAGAACAGAAGACGAGCAAAGCCGUAUGUCUUCCAUGCGUCCGGCGAUGGCCCCGCCCAUUCGCCAAUCAAACAUUCGUAAGCCAUCCAUUUUUGGUCAUACACAACCUUCUGUCGCACAUCAGUCAGGGUCUUCGAUCUUCAAGGCGGCCCAAGCACAGCGACCUGCGCAUCCGCUGGAUAUGGCCAAGUAUGCAAGCGGCAAGAUCCCCUUCGCGGAACCGUCCAACGCACAGCCGGCUGCGCAUCGAACUCCUGCCGCUAGCUCGUCUCAGAAAGUACCGGUGAAGGAGUCGCCAAACUAUCCGAAUGGCGAGAACAUCAACCUCCCCGAAAUUGCGACCGACAGUGAGGACGAGGACUCGGAUGCGGAGAUGCUUCCCGUGCCCAAGUGGGCCCAGCCGAAGGAGUUGGAGUCUCUUCUGCGCCAGCAGGAAGGCAUGGAAGUGGAUUCUAUUUUCGGGCCUAUUGCACCCUUCUCCCUGGAGGAGACGUUCAAGUCGGACAAGAAGAUCAAGAAGUUCCGCGAACGCACCAGCAGCGCGAACUGGUCCGGAGCCGAUGGGUUGACGCAGGAGGAGAUCCGUCGUGACCUUGCCGAGCGACAGCGUUUGCGCCUGAACGGGGGUUGGUCUUUCAACUGAGGGGGAUCGCAGUUCGUUUUGAUUUUGAUUUUAUGUGUUUAUACCUCCAUGGGGCUAUAUGACUUAUCUGGGAUGUUUUAGUAUCAUUGAAGCCGUUUUCUGCAGACAAGGGGUGGGUGGCAUGGCAGGUCCGGCGUUUAUCAGAUUGAGUGUUAAAUUCUAGCUAUAUCGAGCACUACUUAAUGCAUCUAUGCAUCUUGUCCCA
Molecule: messenger RNA, 4630 nt
Organism: Aspergillus sclerotioniger CBS 115572
Lineage: Eukaryota; Fungi; Ascomycota; Eurotiomycetes; Eurotiales; Aspergillaceae
Exons: 4
Coding region: 478-4425 (1315 amino acids)
Source: RefSeq, a predicted model, not a curated record